This is a messenger RNA of Solea solea (common sole), 8991 nucleotides long. RefSeq names its product adenylate cyclase 3a (gene adcy3a). The record is from RefSeq and is a predicted model, not a curated record. Gene Ontology annotation, molecular function: adenylate cyclase activity. The coding region runs from base 694 to 4068 and encodes 1124 amino acids. The transcript has 21 exons. Gene Ontology annotation, cellular component: plasma membrane. Gene Ontology annotation, biological process: adenylate cyclase-activating G protein-coupled receptor signaling pathway; intracellular signal transduction; cAMP biosynthetic process. NCBI's taxonomy places the organism in Eukaryota, Metazoa, Chordata, Actinopteri, Pleuronectiformes, Soleidae.
AGUAGAGAGAGACAAGAGCGGGGGUUGUGGACGCGUGCUGCCCGCUGUCCGAGAGUCAUCGCGCGUCUUCCUCCAGAGCGAGGCUGCCGGUGCUGCCGGGGCCUCCGGACACUCACCGUCCUGCUGCCUCCAUCUGCCUGAAGGAGAAGAUGUUGUCCGGCUGUAACGUGACACACGGUCAGGUCAUGUGAGGUGGAACCAUGGAAGCCACAAAAUGCUGCCUGACUCUCGAGAACGACGGCCCGAAGAGGAAGUCCUCCAGAAUGAAAUGAAUUCAGCAGCUCUGACAUGGUGCACAACUGUGGAGUACAAUGGUGGAAGGGAGGCGGUGCAGCCGUUGAACUGCUGAGGCUGAAUGAGGAAAUAAAAAAAGUGCACGUAGUUCUGGAUCACGUUGCUGAGUAGGCGUGCUUGAUCUGUGCCUGUGACACAGGACUAAGUGAGUCAGACGACAGCGCUGCAUGGAGUGACCACGGACGCAGCUAUGUAAGAAGACGAUGCACCGGUCCAGACCGCCUACACUCUGCUGUGAUUGAUGCCACAUGUGGGCUCUCAGGGGAACGUGGUGGUUGCUCAGCAGGAGAGGAACCAGCAGAUGAUGUACACCUGAGCGCUCAGUCGGUGUGACGUCUACAAACAGAGUUUCCCUUUUUCUCGAUAGAAAGCAUUCAACGGACGCAGCGAGUGUCUGCCAUGCCUCGGAACCGAGCCUUCUCUGAACCAGAGUAUUCGGCGGAAUACUCGGCGGACUGUUCCGUGACUCUGCCGUCGGACCCCGGGCAGGCGGUGGGACGCACACAUGAGGUCACGGUGCGGAGCUCAGGAUGUUGCCUGUGUCUGCCGCGCUUCAUGCGCCUCACCUUCACACCCGAGUCUCUGGAGAACCUCUACCAGACCUACUUCAGGCGGCAGAGACACGAAACCCUGCUGGUGCUCGUCGUGUUCGCCGCCCUCUUCGACAGCUACAUCAUUGUCAUGUGUGCGGUGGUCUAUACCACUGACAAGCUGGCGUCUGUGCUGGUGGCGUCAGUGGGACUGACAGCAGAUGUCAUCCUCUACCUGCUGUGCCGCUUCGGCCUGCUGCCCGACCGCAUCUCCAGGCGGGUGGUGCCCUACGCCCUGUGGGUGCUCAUAGCCAUUCAGAUAUUUUGCUAUCUGGGUCUGAACUAUGCUCGCUUCCACCAGGCCAGUGACACGGUGGGCUGGCAGGCUUUCUUCAGCUUCUCCUUUUUCCUGACUUUGCCUUUGAGGCUGACGCCCAUCGUGCUCAUCACUACUGUGUCCUGUGGGGUCCACACUCUGGUUCUGGGUGUCACCAUUGCCCAGCAGCAGCAGGAGAACAUCCAGGGGGCAGCACUUGGCAGACAGCUACUGGCCAACGUUGUGAUCUAUGUGUGUGCCAUCACUGUGGGCGUCAUGUCGUACUACAUGGCUGACCGGAAGCAUCGGAAGGCUUUUCUGGAGGCGAGACAGUCACUGGAGGUCAAACUCAACCUGGAGGAGCAGAGUCAGCAACAGGAACGCCUGCUGCUCUCCAUCCUCCCAAAGCACAUAGCUGAUGAGAUGCUUCAGGACAUGAAGAAGGAGCCCAGUCAGAAAGAGAUGCAGCAGUUCAACACUAUGUACAUGUACAGACAUGAAAAUGUCAGUAUUCUGUUUGCAGACAUCGUGGGCUUCACGCAGCUGUCGUCGUCCUGCAGCGCUCAGGAGCUGGUCAAACUCCUCAACGAGCUCUUUGCACGCUUUGACAAACUGGCUGCAAAAUACCACCAGCUGAGGAUCAAGAUCCUGGGCGACUGCUACUACUGUAUCUGCGGGUUGCCAGACUACAGGGAGGACCACGCCGCGUCCUCCAUCAUGAUGGGCUUGGCCAUGGUGGAGGCCAUCUCGUAUGUGCGAGAGAAAACGCAGACCGACGUCGACAUGCGGGUGGGGGUGCACAGUGGCACGGUCCUGGGAGGAGUGCUGGGUCAGAAGCGAUGGCAGUACGACGUCUGGUCCACAGAUGUCACUGUGGCCAACAAAAUGGAGGCUGGAGGGAUACCAGGUCGUGUCCACAUCUCACAGAGCACCAUGGAGUGUCUUCAUGGCGAGUUCGACGUGGAGCCAGGAAACGGCGGCGACCGCUGCGACUACUUGAGGGAGAGGGGCAUCGAAACCUACCUGGUGGUCGUUCCUAAAGGACCGGUGGGAAAGAGUGGCAUCAAUGGUGUUAAGCUGUCCGUAACCUCUUCCAAUGGCAACUCCCCACUGUUAAUCAACACCACAGAGUGUAAUGGCAGUGCUAACACAGCCUGCACCACACCGGAGGAACCAGAAGAACUGGAUGCAAGGGUGGUGAACCCAUCUUUCCCUAACCCUCGGAGGAGGCUGCGGCUACGUGACCUGGCUGAGAGGGUGAUCGAUGCCCAGGAGAACGAGCAGGAACUCAACAAACUGCUCAACGAGGCUCUGCUGGAGAGAGAGACGGUCCAGGCUUUGAAGGGGAAGCACACCAACCGGCUCUCGCUGAGGUUCGUCGAUCCAGACCUGGAGACUCGUUACUCCGUGGAGAAGGAGAAACAGAGCGGCGCUGCCUUCUCCUGCUCCUGUGUGGUCCUGCUCUUCACUGCAGUCAUGGAGGCACUCAUCGACCCUCGGCUGAUUGCAAACUACAUCACGUUUGCUGUGGGUGAAAUCCUGCUGCUCAUCCUGACAAUCUGCUCCCUGGCUGCGAUCUUCCCCAGAGUAUUUCCCAAGAAGCUGGUGUCUUUCUCCACCUGGAUUGACCACACCCGUUGGGCUCGUAACACCUGGGCCAUGGCAGCCAUCUUUAUCCUCACCAUGGCUGACAUCAUGGACAUGCUGAGUUGUCUGCCUCAGGUCCCUGACUCGGGUGACGCCACCAUGGCUCCCGCCUCCUCCUCAUCUUCUUCCUCCACUUGGUCUGGCCCUCAUGGUUGCCUGGACAACCCCAAAUAUUACAGCUACAUCGCUGUGCUGGCCCUGAUGGCCACCACCAUGCUGGUUCAGGUCAGUCACAUGGUCAAGCUCACGCUGAUGCUCCUCAUCACUGUGGCAACAGGCAUCGUGAACAUCUACAGCUGGAGGGACAUCUUCGACCGCUAUGACAUAGCCCGCUUCCAGGACUACAGGUCGUACCUUGUGCCCUCCAAGUUCACUAUGACGAUUAUGAUCUUCAUUAUGAUGGUCAGCUUCUAUUAUUUCUCUCGACAUGUGGAGAAACUUGCUCGCACCCUGUUCCUGUGGAAGAUUGAGGUCCAUGAGCAGAAGGAGAAGGUUUAUGAGAUGAGGCGCUGGAAUGAAGCCCUGGUGACCAACAUGUUGCCCGAGCACGUGGCUCGUCAUUUCCUUGGAUCCAAGAAAAGGGACGAGGAGCUGUACAGUCAGUCGUACGACGAGAUCGGAGUCAUGUUCGCCUCCAUCCCCAACUUCUCUGACUUCUACACAGAGGAGAGCAUCAAUAACGGAGGGAUCGAAUGCCUGCGCUUCCUCAACGAGAUCAUCUCUGACUUUGACAGUCUGCUCGACGAACCGCAGUUUCGCUGCAUCACAAAAAUCAAGACCAUCGGCAGCACCUACAUGGCAGCGUCAGGCAUCACCCCCGAUGUCAGCAAUGGCUACACUUGCAUGAAGAAGGAGCAGCAGUCUGACAGAGACCGUUGGCAGCACCUGGCAGAUCUGGCAGACUUUGCUCUGGCCAUGAAGGUCACACUCAUGAACAUCAACUACCAGUCCUUCAACAACUUCAUGCUUCGCAUUGGUCUGAACAAGGGUGGAGUGUUAGCAGGAGUCAUCGGUGCCCGAAAGCCGCACUACGACAUCUGGGGCAACACUGUGAACGUGGCCAGUCGCAUGGAGUCCACAGGAGUCAUGGGAAACAUCCAGGUGGUGGAGGACUGCUACAACAUCCUGAAAGAGUACGGCUUUCGCUUUGUGAGGAGGGGGCCCAUCUUUGUGAAGGGAAAGGGAGAGCUGCUCACGUAUUUCCUGAAGGGAAGAGACAAACAGGGCUCGUUUAUCAACGGCUCCUCCGUCACUCUGCCACACCAGGUGGUGGACAGCUAAGGAUCACACUCGCAUACACACUCACCUCCCGUGUGAUGACUGUAGAGGGGGAGGGGCCCCCGGAGGACGCGACCUGACCUGAGCUGCUGUUUACAGUCCACAUCUCAGUACUACUGACAUCCACGUUCCACGCCACUCAUUACUGAACACACUCAUGGAAAGAUAGACAAGCGUGUGUGCCAGCGGAGGUUUUGUUUGAAAAUGUGGAUUAUUUGAAUGAAGUGAAAACAGACAUAAGAUGACCGGAGCAGUGAAUGUGUAGUGGCACAAUAUUUAAUAAAUAUAAAUUAUAUAAAAAAAUCAUAAUAAUUAGACUAUACGAAGUGACGAGUAGAUGGGGGGGGGGGGCUAAUGUGUCAGGCCAGGUUUUCAUUCAUGUGAAGCUGCUCAUAAACUCCAAACUUGCACAUUUUCACAAAGAAACACUAGAUUCAGUGCAAAUUUACUAAAUGUGAGUCUAUUUGUCAGUCAGAUCCAAAACAGCCCAAUGGAGCAAUAGUCUCAAACCACUACGACGCAGCUUAGGCUGCAUUUGUGCUGUACAGACCCAACCCGUGACGUGACGGUGCCAUGGUUCCCCUGUGUAAAUGACACACAUGUAGGCUACGCAGGCUUAACCCAUCUAUCGUGACUGACGUCAUGACAUGCUCUACUAACGGACACGCAAACAUCAGGGCCAACACAUGGAACAUGAUACUUAAAAAUCUGUAUUUGUUGUCAAACAACAAAACUGCAGUAAGAACUCUCCUUCUCAGUCGUCGCUGCAUCGUCCUGGUUCAGUUUAACCCAGGACAUUUAAUAGGUGGCGAAGGGAAGCGUUCGCCUUAUCUUAAUGUACAUUUAAGGAUAUAAUACAGCGCAGUUUUUAGGCCCCAUAGAGCUACAAGCUUCUGGGGGCGUGCACUAAAUCUAAUAUGGCUAAUAAAGGCUUGAAAUUGAAUGUGAAUAACAGGAAUUGAACAAGUUUGGAAUGAAUUGGAAGCUUGUACCGUGGUGUCACGCUCAGUCGUGAUCCGAAAGUGCUCAAAGACAGCCUUUAUACUGCCUCUCCUCUCUGUCACACCCUCAGGCCCUGUUCACAUUAGGUAUUAACAUCCCGGUCUCUGGUGAUUCCUUCACAAGUGGACAACUCUUAAGUGCAGCGUUUGAAUAGACACACACACACACAUACACACAUACAAGACACGUUGAAGAUAAGAUAUCCAAUCAGUUUGUUAUACUAAUGUUAUACCACAUUCUUUUAUCGGUGUGAAUGAAAAAUGCGAAACGCUGAUUUCCUCUGAACUGCUAUAGUUUUCAAAAUGACCUGAAAAAAAAAAGUAUAUUUUUACACUUGUCAGAGUUUCACUACUGCCACAAUGUUAGCACAGAGACCAAAGCUUAUCCAUUUUUUGCCAUCGUUUUUCAAAUGGGUGAAGGCAACGUUUCCCAUAACUUUUUAUAAUGCACACAACUCAAAACGUACACACAAAAAUUCUGAUCAUUUAUUUGGCGACACAGAGAAAAUCUCCCACAACACGACUGUGGGUCCUGAUACAAAAAACCUCAUGCAAUCUUUGUGUCGGUGACAUAUGUACGAUAUCUGAUCACACACACGUAUUCUGCAUCAUGUAGAGACACAAUCUACUGUCCGGUGUGACCUGAUAAAGUUAGAGCGUCCACUUGUGCUCGGAUCACCCCGGACACGUGUUGAUAUCUGGACUGAGCAGGUUCUCUGUCACACUUGCAGCUGCAGUUUUUGGCAAUUGUUUUUAGUCUAAAUUCAAGAUGUCAGCAGUGAGAUGACAUAAUAUAAAAGGAUAUCACUUAAAUAAUAAAACCAUGGGCUUUAUCUCUUCCCAUUGACGCUUCCAAAGAUAAGCACACACCCUCGCAUACACACAUAUACACACAAGUUGGCCCCCUUUUUGCAGACACCCUGGUUGGAAUGCGUCACUUCAGCACACGAACACUGCACAGGCUUACACUGACCUGAAGUCAGACUGUCACACGUCUGUCACACAUGUCCACGCUGCGCUGUCCUGUCCCCUCCGCUCCUAAACCACCGUGAAGGACACGCCGCUGCUGCUGCUGCUGCCCUCUGGAUUGUUUGGGUGCCUUGUUGAACUUGAAGGAAACCGACGUCUCGUCUCUGACGUCAGAGGCUGACGGCACACGGCAGAAAUAUCCUCACAUUUGAUUCUGGAUUGAUGGGGAGUGCCUUUAACAGCUGUGUUUGUCAUUUUUUAAAUGAGUUGAAAUGAUAGUUUGGGGGAUUUUUGAAGUGUGACGUGCUGGCAUCUCGACACACCAAUUUAAGUCAUUGUAAGAUAAGGCCCAUAGAGAAAAUCACCAAUUUAAAAUCGCAGCACACAGGAGUUGUUGCUCGACUGUUGCCUGAGUUCAAAUGUGUGAUUUUGUCACUUCUGUGUUUUAAAUUUACAUACUUACCAAACGAGGCAGUUAUAGACCAGCAACUCUUGGCUCUGCGAGCUAAAAAUUUUGUUUUUCUAUAUGAACUUUGGAUAGUACACUUAAAAACUGGCAUGUAUUGUACUAAGUGAGCCUAUGUGUCAGUACCGCAUACAACUAGCCCUAUCCCUUUAAAUAAUCCCAUGGUCCCUCUCCAGGCGGGGGAUCUACAAAGGUCAGCACAAUGAUAUUUUUCUUUCUUUGCUCUGUGACAGGAUGAUUCCAGUUUAUUAGAGCACGGAUUUCAUUGGGUCGCGAUAACACUGCACAUCUGUUAACUUGCGAUCUGGAUACACAUGACGACAAACACUACGAGGAUCAACUGUGAACUGUUGGAUCUGUUGUAGUGAGUGUAGCCUGGCGAGUCUGCUUUAAAAGUAAGCCCGGUACAAAAAUCUGUCAUCUUCCUUUUGUCAGAGCGAUGUGCAAAACGAAGCUGUGAGGAAUAAGAGAAGCCUCACGUUCACUAAUGUAGAAAUGGCAGAGAUAUGUUGUGUUAAAGCUGCUGUCAGCUUGUCGUCGUUUGGUUCACUUCUUGCCCUUUGCCUGUGUUAGAAAUAAUCUCCCUCCUACCUUUUGUCCCAAGAUUUAGUGAGGGGUGAGGUAGUGCAUUUACUUCAAUAUAAGAAUAUUUUUAAUGGUGACGUUUUGGGUCUUCUUCAAAAGCGCCUGAGGUCAAUUUUGUAGAUUCUGUUCCCUUUGAGAGCAGAAUAGACGAUUUAAAAACAUGGCACAUAUGAAUGAGGUCAUCAGUGUGACUGACAGCUGCGGAUAUUUGGCCAAGUUGUGAAUCUCGAGGCUUCAAACCAGAUGGAAUUUUAUUAACGGUUUCACAGAUAGUCAGUCGGCCUGGGAAAAACAAAGAUUCAAGAAAAAGUCUGCUUUGCCUGCAGCCUAAAAAGACCAUGGUUCUCAAACUGUGGUACGUGUAGCACCGGUGGUCUGGUGGCACUUGGAAUACUGUUCUACUGCAUAGACCAGGGUUUGUGUGUAGAAAAUGAAACGAUUAACAAAAAAGUAUAAUUAUUAGAGUCACUCACAGUGUGUGAAGUAUAUGUGAAGAAGAGGAGGAUGAUGAGAGAGGAAAUUGUGUUAUUGGGAAUAAAUCUGUCUCCUGUGAAAAGGCCGUAGCCAUAUUUAGACCACUGUAUUUUAACGUUUUAACGUUUUUCUUGGUAUAAAAAUUUUGAGAACCACUGGCCUCAGUGAGCAAAGACUCUGUGAUGGCUGUCAGAAUAUAUUGCUAUUUAAAACAAGAUAUUUUGUCAAAGUAUUCGACUGACAGCAGCCUUAAUGAUCGACAUGAAGCACUGAGGUGCAGCUCUCAUGUUGACGCCGUGUGUAAAUGAGGUGGACUGCUGCGUCUCUCGGCCUAUGCUUGCUUGUUUGUGCACACGAUCUGAAACGGACACGGACGUGCACGUGCUUCUGCAAACACUGACGUGGAUUGUGUAUGGCGGCGAUCUGUGACGUCAGUUGAAUGUGGAUAUAGACGUUCCGGCGUAGAAGAUGCGUUCUCUCACAUGUACAGCAGGUCUCGCCUCCAGUUGGACCGUCUUGGCCCCUCUGUCUAAGGUGGAAUUAGGAUAGAAAGAGUUUAAAGUGUUCCCUGUGAAGUUGGUAUUUCAGGUGUAGGGGUUUUCAGGAAGCAGCAGGUGCCACGUUUGUGAGCUUUGGGGGGGAAAGGAUUUCACGAGCCACUGCUCUUUUUCUCUCUCGGCAGAUUGUAAAACCCACUAGUGUCUCUGUAGAAUGGGAUGAAAGUGCAAUAGUUUCUUCUACAAACCCGAUGCUCACCUCUCUUUAAGGAAAGGUUCAAUCAUUCCUUCCCCUUUAAUUCAUAUUUUUAUAAUGUAAUGUUUUGUUCACUUUAAAGAAAGGGAAAAAGGACUGAACACGUCCUUACUGUACAUAGAGUUUACACGCAGUUUAUUGGUAGGAUUUAUUUAUUGGAAAUGACAGGGAUGUUGUCUUUUUUUAACACUGAUGUGAAAGUGCCAAUGAUAUAGAAAUGGCUUUAGGUGUAAAAGCCACAACAUGAACCAUGGCUGUAUCCUUAUUUGUAUUUUAAAAGAAUCUCAGGCUUGGGAACAAAUAGCACUUGAAUAACGUGUCAACUCUGUAUAUGACUCCAGGUUUUGUUUUGGGACAGAAUUUCUGAGCGACGUACCAACACAAGAACACUGAAAUGCCAUCUGGAGAGCCCACGCCAGCUGAUGGCAUCGACAAGGCAACAUGAUUCAGUGCUGUGGUUCUAGUUGUCAUUAAUGUUCACAUUCUGUCAGAUUUUGAUUCAGAACUUUGAUUCCUUCUUGCAGUUUUGUGGACUGAAUUAGACAUGCUGUAAGUCUUCUUCUUAGCCUGCUCUGAGCAGCUGAUCCCAGUCCUGUUUUUAGUUUCUCAGUCAAUGUGCUGUCUUUCAUUUCAGUUGUUUGUCAUCAUAAGGUGAGUUGAUUAAAGAAGUCCAAUAAA